Molecule: messenger RNA, 4554 nt
Organism: Brettanomyces bruxellensis
Lineage: Eukaryota; Fungi; Ascomycota; Pichiomycetes; Pichiales; Pichiaceae
Exons: 1
Coding region: 1-4554 (1517 amino acids)
Biological process (GO): tRNA methylation
Cellular component (GO): cytosol
Source: RefSeq, a predicted model, not a curated record
AUGACAGUAAACUCACUGGCAUUCCUCGAUUCCCAACCUACGGUGCUUUCUAAGGAUAAUCUGAAGGAUCUUAAGACUUAUCUAAUUAAGAACACCAACUACCUUGAUGAAGAAACUGGAAAAAUCAACAUUCUUGACAGGGUAUUUCCUGUGUUGAUUCUCUGCUUGAAGAAGAAUUCCCGGGAAGGUGAUAAGGCUGGAUAUGGAACAAUAUCCUACGAUACUUUCUCUAUCUGGUUGUCUAGAGCAACACAUUUGGUCAAAACAAAUGGAUUAGAACAUCCUGAAAUUAGAGAAGAGUUAGACUCGAUGAUAACUACCGAAAUAGCUGAUGAGCUUUACGAUCGAGUCAUUAAUUUAUGGUCUGAUUCGGGAGCUCCUCUUAGUAAUGCCUUGAAUGAAAUGUUUACAAAACUUAUAUCAUUUAUUAGAGUGAUGAAAGAACCAUCACUAAGGAACUCAAUAUUUGAAAAAUGGAUUUUGAAAACUUUGGAGAUACCUUAUUCAAGAAGGGUCUUUUACUUUUUGAUUGAACUUUUAUACAAAGAAGUUGAUUCUCCGAUGUUUAUUCUUGUCCAUGAGCCACUAUUUGUUAGAUCUUCACUCUCUUUUAUUUGGUCUAACUCUUUAUCAACCAAUAUUGGAAAAUCUGUUUCAAUGGUCUUACGUCGUGCUUAUAAAGAAUUUGAAAACGAGGACAAAUGGAUCCAGCUGUGGAAGGAUGAUGUACUAUAUGCUCUUCUAAGUAGGGAGUUGCAGCCUGGAAUUGAAACAUAUCUUCUUCCACAUUUGUUUAGAAUCUCAAAGUCGGCCACUAGACAAUUUCUAAAAUAUGUUUCUGAAUUAUGUCCGAUUUCAACAUUACUAGGCUGCCUUACUGUGGCACAAAAUACGUCAAUUAUUGUCGAACCUUUUGAUGGAGAUAAUGCUAUAAUUUCAAUAGAUCAGGUAAAAGAUCUUUUGAUGCAGGAUAAUAAAUACUUUAAAGUUACAGCUUUUAAAUUGUUGGUUACAUCACCUAAGCCAUCGAGCCCUAUAAAGCCAUACAUUUAUGAUAUAAUUCAGUGUUGCACGGACUCGUUUUUCUGCGAAAUGGAUAUAGAGACGAGAAAUAAGAUCAUCUCAUUGUUGAAAUUCUUUAUAUCUAGAAUAAGGGACUCUACCCAUAAGCUUGAUAGAGACUGCAAGAAGAUGAUAAAUUCACAACAAGACAAAUUUAGGGUAGAGAUCGAGCAAAAAAGAAUUGCAAUUAAUCUUGCGGAGAAGUUUUUGAAUAGAUUGUUGAAUGAUACUUUGUUUAACUUAAGACCUGGUUCCUCUCAUCAGCGAAAGGCAUUUGCAUUUAUGGUGUUGCUAUUGCUUAUUAGAUCAGGAUUGGAUUCAAGACUUGAACCUUUACAUCACGACAAAUUCAAGAUAGUUGAGUAUCCAUUUCAUAUUCAAAUAUAUUCCUCAGAUCUCUUAAGAACUAUGAUCGAUAAUAUAACAGAUGAUUAUGGUGACAACAGAAUUGAUUCUGUGAGAAUUUUAUCGAUGUCGCCUAUUUCCAUAAACCAAAAGCUUUUAAGCCUUGCAACAGAGAGAGCAUUCGUUUACUUGCAAAAUAUGAAGGGUAAAACUGUGGAUUCAGGGGCUCGAUAUUUUGCCUUUUUGUUCAAAUAUUACCAAUCACACGAAGAAUAUGAUAAAUGUAUACUGAUACUACAAACACUCGAGGGCAUGUUAGUCAAUGGAAUUGACGACGCGAAAAAUAAUCUAGCGGAGGCUUGCUUCAAGUCUAAUAUUCAUGGCUUUUUUUUAACUUUUGGACUCCUUUUUGAAAUCAUAGAUUUCGAAAGAUUCGGAAAAUAUGAAUAUGUGAAUCGAUUGAUUGAUUCACUAGUACAAAAUGCAAUAGCUUCUUGGAAAGUAACCCGGGAAGUUCUUCAACACGAUUCACCUGAAGGAAAUCUCCCAGAAGAAAUUGAAAAUAACUACAGUUCCAAAUUGGAGGCACAAUAUGGUAAAGGAACGCAAGUUAUAUCAAGUUACGCUUGGCGAACUUUGAAGGAAUCUUCGGUUCUUCUUGAUUCAUUAAUCAACAAUGCACCAUUAAAGUCAGAUUUAAUCCUUCUUAUUGGGCCUUUGCUUAGAGAGCAGUUAGCAACCAUUCGUCAUAGGGGUGCAUUUUCUGCUGUAUACCCAACAUAUGUUUCCUGUUGUUUGAAAUGUAGGAAGAUUCCAGAGCUACGGUUUCUGGGCCGAAAAUGGUUGGAUAAAGACCUUGAGUUGGUCACCGAAAAAUCAGACUUUAUUACACGUCGUUCGGCAGGCAUUCCCUAUUUGAUUACAGGUAACCUUACUGCAAAUCCAGAGUUGAUUGGAAAAACUUUUAAAACGCUCGAAGAAGUUGCACAUAUAGUAGCGGAUCCAGCCCAAACAAUGGAAAACGUGAACUUGCCGCAAGUGAAUGCUUUUAAUUGUAUGAAGGCGAUUUUUAUCGAUAAAGCUCUUUCAAACGUCUCUAUGGAUUAUAUCAAUGACUGUAUGCAACUCUCCUUAGUAUCAUUUGAGUCACCAAUCUGGGCCAUUCGAAAUUGUGCAAUGAUGCUUUUUACCGCUUUGGACAACCGGAUGUUUUCUUCAAGAAAGGUGCACAAUAAUUUUACAUCAGGAUAUCCUGCCAAAAUGUUCUUUGCUAAAUUUAGUUCUAUUAAAGAGACCUUCCUUAUGAAUCUUAAAGAGGCCGCUGACUCCAAUGUUGAUAAUUUGAAGCAGAUUGAACGAACAUUUCCAAUUUUGACUAUUAUGGGUCGUCUAGAACCAUCCCCAGAUAACAAUGGCAUGGAUGCCUUUAAACCAUUAAUUCUUAAAUGGUUACACAGUAAACAAUGGAAGGUCCGGGAGAUGGCAGCAAGAUCUCUUCCUGCUUUAUUUGCUUCCGAUAAGGAUCUUGCCGAGGAACUUCAUCAUCAAUUGGAUAUGCUUGCUGAUAUGUUGAACAAGGGUAAUAUAAAUGGUGCACAUGGCUCUUUACUCGCUGCAAUAGAACUUCUCAAAAGAAUUUGUGCAAACACAAUUACUCAUACGAGAAAUGGUUUGCCUAGCAGUGCAAAAGAUGCUAACAGCCUAGUUAUGGGGGCCAAAAUGGAAGCUUUGGAUAAAUUGGACAUUGUACUUUCAUCGAAGUCUCACGCAAUUGCCCUUGAAUAUUUUAAGCUACUAGAUAUAUUUCCAGAUAUUAUCGAGUUCGAUAGUGAAGUAAAGCGAAUUUCUAGGUGGCUUGAAGUAGAGUUGGUUGCUGAUCAUAAAUUGGAGGGUCUUCGGAAUUUAGCUGUCUCAAAAGUCAGUAUGAUUCUUCUUAAAACUUCCAUUCAAGGAUAUCAGAGCAAAGAAGGGCAUUGCUCUUUUCAGAGUAUCAUUCAUAGGUGUAUGAAGUCUGAUAUGUACGAGGUGCAUCUUGAAAUCAUUGACUUUUGCUGCCACAAUGAAGACAAACUUAAGGAUGCAGAAAUCUCAUCUUUGAUCAGUGAAAUUUGGGAUCUUGUUAAAAGACCUGUUUGGAGUCAUGUGAAAUCGAAGUCAUUAAAUUUGUUGAAUUUACUUUUCGUUAGAAGAAAUGUUGAUUUGCCAAUCUCUUUCGAUAGGCUUAUAAUGCGAUCGAAUCUGAUGUUGCAGUCCAACGAUAAUAAGUUUUUAAAACUUGCUUGUGUUGAAGCAUUGGGGCCUAUUGUUGGAAAGUUGUACAGCCAGAAGCAUCAUUCAGAUUUAAGAGAAUUAACUAUUGUCCAUGAAUGGAUUACUAGGGUUAGAUCAUUGGUUGACGAUAAUAUGGAAUACCCAGCGAGAAGGGCCGCAUUAUAUUCUUUAAUAGCGUUCGGUCAAACUUGUGAAAUAAGCAGGGGACACAUCUCAGACUCUACAGAAUUUGAAGCUUUACUUUUAAUUUUUCAUUUUCUAAGUGAUGAUGAUUCUGGGCUUAGAACUUUAGCGUCAAAAUACCUUUCAGGCAAUAUUUUAGGUGUGAAUUAUACACUUAUUCCAGCAAUGGCAGAAAAUAGGAUGGUGCAGUGGAUAUCAAAAACAUUGAAGGAAAAUAAUGAAUUUGUUUCUCUUAUUUUUGAUUCGAAGAUUUUCCCGGUUGCAGAUUCAAAGAAGAGAUUUGAAGAUUUAUUUACUGGUAACGAGCUUUUGUUUAGUUUCGAAAAGCAGAAUCUAUACAGAGAUGAAAUUUCCAGUUCAAACCAGUUGAAUGCAAUUUUAAAAUGCAUGAAUCCUGCGAUACUAUCGGCUAGUGUGACAGCCUUUGCGCAUGUAAUAGAAAGAAAUGUGCGUGAUGUUUUGGACUGGUUGGAUAAUAAACGACCUGUGGAUGGAUGCUUUGGCUGGUCAACAGAUCAACAAAAAGUUGAGUUUGUUUAUGAAAAUUUCAAGACAUUUGCCACUUUACUGGAAAUAGGUGCUCUUUCUGAUAAAAGUGAGUUAACUCAAAAACUUUCUGAUCUAUGUCUCGAUGAUAACCUUCAAAUCCACCCAAUCAUCGUUCAUCUUGUUGAAAACUUGCUAUCCAUUUAA